Pleurotus ostreatus (oyster mushroom) is the source of this 894-nucleotide messenger RNA. RefSeq lists its product as uncharacterized. Lineage: Eukaryota; Fungi; Basidiomycota; Agaricomycetes; Agaricales; Pleurotaceae. Bases 1 to 894 code for a protein of 297 amino acids. The transcript is spliced from 2 exons. The record is from RefSeq and is a predicted model, not a curated record.
AUGGACCUCGUUACGGCGGUUAUAACAGCCAAUAUGCGAACGACUUCAAAGGAACAGAUUGCUACCUAUGACUUCCACAUUACGUGUUACAUGCAACAAGCCCACCAACUCUACCCAGAUGUGUCCAUCAAACCCAUUCAUCACGCUGCCCUUCAUGUCGGGAGGAUGCUAGAGGACUUUGGGCCUGUCCACUCACACAGCUCUCCAUAUUACAAGCGCUAUAUCAAUUUUCUUCAUUGCAUGAACACAAACCGAAAGCCAGGUGGCCAGCUAGAGUCGAUGAUGAUGAUGAUGUCCGCACGUAAUGCCAAUCUCUCUGCCCUUUUGGCAGAUAAUACCGCUCUACGCAAUAAAGUAUCUGAAAUUGUCGACAUUCUGGCCAAGUUCAGCCGAGAGGACACACAGCGUCUUGCUCGUUUUGGCGAGUUUGAGCCUAGUUCAGAGAUUAAAUUAGGUCUCAAGGUAGAACUCGCACGUUUGGACGACUGUUACUAUCAAAAGCUAUGCAGUCAGCUCUCGGCCACUAUGUUAGUCGACCGCAAUCCUUCAUUCUAUGACGAAAUUCUGCUUCAUGGCAUAUCAUACGGUUGUGCUGGUACCUCCAAAAUCCGAAAUAGUCCGGUUGUCUUUCAUCCUGCAGCAACCACUGUCGAUGCAGACACACCUAUACUCGCUGGUGUCGUAGAAAGGGUAUUUCAGUACACCACGCCGCUGUUCACCGGUAUCUUCUUGGGUAUUUGGUCCUUCCAACCAGUCGAUUCGGCCCUUGACCCAUACAGACAAUAUGGAUUUGCUGGAGGUUUCCUGUGCUUCCGGAAUGUUAAUGAUUACCAUGUCAUCCUGCCACCGGCCAUUGUAAGGGCAACCUCAAGAUGGCCGACAGUGCAGGCCUAG